UAACACAACGACAACUAAGACAGUGAUAAAGCCGAUGGAAGAGAGUCAACCAUACCCUACCUACCUGCUAGAUACCAUCGUUGGUAGUUAGGCGUCGAUCAAAAUCUUUCGCUCUUGCACUGAUGCAAUUGCCAUUUUCUCGAUUUGAGCGUACUACCCUGCUCGUAAACGAUUUCUAGGAUUUUAUUUGAUCGAAAUGGCUGAUACAAGCAGCGGUAGUUUUGGGGAUUGGAGACACAGGGCUUCCCAUUUUUAUUUACUGCUCAUUUUUUUCUCAUUCCCUCUUUUCAGUGUGCCUUGCCCAAAAGGUUUAUGUUCAACCCCGGUCGAGGUUGUGACUGUGCAUCUAGUUUCUAAAGGGAUCAAUGAUGCAAUUGCAAAGGCACUUCUUUAUCCAGGUGCUCUCUUUACAAAGCUGGAGUCCAUUGUUGCUGAGAAUGAACCAAUAAGUCUACCUGAUUGGGAUACCUUGCUAGACAAUAUCACUGCAAGUUUGAAGGAUAAGGAACAAAAUGAUAGAACUUUUGGACUGGGCUUAAUUAUCGGAAGCUAUUUGUGUUUGGCUGGAGCUAUUGCUUGUGUCCUGGGCCCCACACCGCUUAGUGCUUUUGGCCCAUUGCUCAUUUUGUGGUCCAUUUACUAUGAGGGUGGAGAUCUGAAAGAUUGUUAUGCAUUACCCAUGUUUUCGGUAGCUGUUUUUUGUGCUCUAAGUGGAAUAAGCUUAUCUGCUAAAGUUCCUAGAGGAACUAAUCAUUCAGCAACCUCUGGUGAUUCCCUUUCUAAUGAUGAGAAAUCAAAACCAUCAAGCAGUAACAAGAAAACAAAGUGAUUGAAAUCUGAUAGGAGUUCUGUGCAUUAAAACUUACAUUGGCUAUAAGUGUAAUUCAUUGCUAGGGGGGAAGAAAAUCUGACCACUACCCCUCUCAUUUCAAGUUAUGCAUCUUAUGUUGCAUGAAACUCAGAAAUCUCAGAAACUAUUAUUACAAGAGUUAAAGCAUCAGAUCUUUACAAAACCUUAGUUUCAUUAUUAUGAAUUUAACCUGAAUUGUUCAGAUCCUAUAUUUUUGAAUGCAUCUUUCUAGACUGCACACCUGUUUUGAAGAAACUUUCAUGCUUUAUAUUUUAGAGGAUUGAAAACAUACAAAAGACCAAGAAGGAAAUUGUUUUUCCUUAGUAGUUCUCUCUUGCUUAUGACUGAUUUUAAAUCAGAUUUGUAUCAGAUUUCAGAUUACUAUGUAUGCCUAUGAGGCUGCAAUUCAAUGUAAUAUCAAAUUUGCUUUGUAAUAGCUCAAUUUCAGGAGCAUUUAGAUAGUAAAUAAGAAACUUGUUUUGCA
Molecule: messenger RNA, 1334 nt
Organism: Cryptomeria japonica (Japanese cedar)
Lineage: Eukaryota; Viridiplantae; Streptophyta; Pinopsida; Cupressales; Cupressaceae
Exons: 2
Coding region: 197-829 (210 amino acids)
Source: RefSeq, a predicted model, not a curated record